Phycomyces blakesleeanus NRRL 1555(-) is the source of this 1100-nucleotide messenger RNA. RefSeq names its product cyclin. Lineage: Eukaryota; Fungi; Mucoromycota; Mucoromycetes; Mucorales; Phycomycetaceae. The coding region runs from base 1 to 1029 and encodes 342 amino acids. Gene Ontology annotation, biological process: positive regulation of DNA-templated transcription, elongation; regulation of transcription by RNA polymerase II. Gene Ontology annotation, molecular function: cyclin-dependent protein serine/threonine kinase activator activity. Gene Ontology annotation, cellular component: cyclin/CDK positive transcription elongation factor complex; nucleus. The record is from RefSeq and is a predicted model, not a curated record. The transcript is spliced from 7 exons.
AUGGGUGUAUCUUCUCCAUCGUCGACCACGACCCCUCUGACACCCAUUACCAUUACCUCUGGUACAUCAUUUAAAAGACGUUACAAAGCAUGCUUUACCAAACGACAGCUUGCCACUCUCACCAGCCUAAAAAAAUCUGCUGGAUUGGCUGCUAAGGAAGCUACUGCCCGUCAUGCGAGCUGCAAAUUUAUUCAAGACGUAGGCAAAAAGCUCGGCUUCCCUCAGACAACGAUCAGCACGGCACAAGCUUUAUAUCAUCGAUUCUACGUAUACUAUUCCAUACGUGAAUACGCACCCCAGGAUAUCAGUGUGACUUGUGUAUUCGUUGCUUCCAAAAUUGAGGAAACCAUCAAGAAGCUUAAGGAUGUAUUUGUGGCCGUGCACAGUGUAAAGUACCCAGGUAGCAAGGAAUUAGAUCCUGAGAAUGUGUCUGAAGAGAGACGGCGUAAAAUCAUUGGCUAUGAAAAACUUUUACUCGAGACACUCUGUUUCGAUUUUCAAUUUCGGCAUCCUUAUGAAUAUGUGAUAAAAUUUGUCAAAUGGGUUCAGGCUUUCCAGACACUCGAUGCUAAGCGGUUAGCCCACAAAGCAUAUAGUUUGGCAGUCGACAGUUAUCGAACUUCACUGUGUGUCGAAUACCCUGCGCACACGAUUGCUGCUGGUUGCAUAUACUUGGCUUCCAGGCUAUUAAAAGAAGAAGACCCUGAAUUUCAUGGCCUGGCAGAGGAACAACCUUGGGAUCAAUUACUUUUAUCCCGUAUUGAUGAUAUUGAAGAUGUCUGUCAACAGAUAUUGGAUUUAUACAUUUGUAGUGGUGCACACAAUGCAACCGCACAAUACACUCGGAUUAAAAUUGAAUUGAAUGAGCAGGCUCAUCGACGCGGCCCAGAUCCGAACAUGGAUGACGUGACAAGACAAGAAAUGAAGGCACGCACACCUGAUUGGGAGUUUGACGGAACAACCCCACUAGAUGUGGUCAAUACAAAUCAACAUACUGUUUCCUAUCACUUUUCGACUAAUGCACCUUAGGGUAUUAAGGGUGAUAAAAAAGUGUAAUAGAGAUAAAAGUGCUGUAUGUAAAUAAAUAAUCAAAUGAAAGC